AUGGAUGCCUAUCGACGCAAUAUUUGUUGUGAAACGGUGGUCAUAAUACCACCGCCGCCACCGAAUGUGUGCUGCCAGCCACAGCUUCCGAUGUAUCCGCCUAUUAGACCAUUUCCGACCAGCCUGCCACCCACCCAACUGACAACACAGACCCCGCUUGUCAUAGUGCCGCCGCCCACUCGACCUGUUGUAGUGCUGCCACCACCGUCACUGGCAUAUCCGCCGAUACAAAGUCCAUGUUGUGCCACAUGCACGACCUAUGGCUACUAUGGACCUCCGCCAUGCGUUCGUUUCACAUUGCCCCGAAAUGGACCAAGUCGUAUAUUGUUAUAUGUUCCACCAAUUGGUUGA
Musca domestica (house fly) is the source of this 351-nucleotide messenger RNA. RefSeq lists its product as uncharacterized. The transcript has a single exon. Lineage: Eukaryota; Metazoa; Arthropoda; Insecta; Diptera; Muscidae. The record is from RefSeq and is a predicted model, not a curated record. The coding region runs from base 1 to 351 and encodes 116 amino acids.